Molecule: messenger RNA, 1332 nt
Organism: Trichoderma asperellum CBS 433.97
Lineage: Eukaryota; Fungi; Ascomycota; Sordariomycetes; Hypocreales; Hypocreaceae
Source: RefSeq, a predicted model, not a curated record
AUGGAUGCUGCCAAUUCUCCCAAAUUCGGGAAAGCGUUUGGAGAGAAAUACUUUAUGUUUAGACCAGGUUUCAUCCAUUUAAACCAAGGUCGAUCUUAUGGCGGAUAUCCCCAUUUAGUGCGAGAUGCCUUACGUUCUGUCCAAGACGCAGUACAAGCCGAGCCCGAUAAUUUUGUCCGAUACAUAUAUCCAGCAAAAGUAGAUGAAGUUCGCGAACUAAUUGCUACUCAUAUGCAUGCUACAAACACAGAUGAAAUUGUUUUAGUUCCGAACGCAACAACGGCACUAAACACCGUGCUGCGCAAUUUGACCUAUCAGCCAGGAGACAUGAUUGCUUAUAUACAAGGAACUUAUGGAGCAAUUGAGAAGACGGUGGAUUAUCUGGUGGAAACUACGCCCGUGGAAAGUAUUCGCGUUCCUUUUGAUCCAACCGUGGACGAUGAUAAUACGCUUGUCGAGGCGUUUCGCUCGGUUUUGCAAGAGAACCAUGGCCGCAUUCGUGUGGCCAUUUUUGAUACCGUUAUGAGCAUGCCAGGGCUUAGAAUGCCAUUUGAGCGCCUGGCGCAGAUCUGUAGAGACUUUGGAGUGCUAAGCGCUAUUGACGGAGCUCAUGGUAUUGGCUUAAUUAAUCUAAACAUGGAGGAGCUUGGAGCCGAUUUUCUCACCACGAACUGUCACAAAUGGCUAUUUGUGCCACAUACCUGUGCAGUCCUGUAUGUCGCCUUGAAGAACCAAAAUCUCAUGCGGUCUUCUAUUCCAACGUCGCAUGGCUUCCAGCCACUUCCCGAAAUUCUACAGAAGAAACAAUACAUAAGCCCAUAUGAGCUUCCGGCAUCCAAAAACCCAUUCGUAUUUCAGUUCAGUUAUACUGGCACAAUUGACAAUGGGCCGCCGUUAUGCAUCCCCGCUGCGCUUCGUUUUAGGCAAGACAUCUGUGGCGGGGAACAGGCUAUACAGGCUUAUUGCCAGGAUUUGGCUCGAGAAGGCGAGAAACUCAUUGUUGAGAUAUUACAGAGUCGCCCUAUAUCCAUACCGGAGACAAAGCGAGUUGCCUUUGCCAAUGUUCGCCUUCCUUUGGAAAUUGUAUCAUCCGUUGUUGAAGAGAAAGGACAUUCAGUUCCCUUGUCGGACGUCGGCAAAGUUAUUGACUUUAUUCUUGAACGCCUUGCGAAGGAUUAUAAUACGUUUCUGAAUAUUGCCUUCAUCUCGGGAUCAUUAUGGGCAAGAUUCUCGGCUCAAGUGUAUCUUGAACUAGAGGACUUUGAGCAUGGUGCUAAAGCUUUAAAAGAGCUUUGCGAGAAAAUUGCCAAUAGGGAAUACAUAAAAUUGUAA